AUGAGAUCUGUUUCACUGGAUUAUGGGAAUAUUACCAAUUGGGAAGAUUACUCUGGCAUUGCGUUUUUAACAGCGAACAGUGUGGUCUUGCUCUUCACCUCGUGUGUGGGUAUCGCGGCAAAUUUAUUUGUUAUUUUAGCAGUGUACCACCAAAAAUCACUGCGUACUUGGAAUAAUGCUCUACUGGUGAAUCUAGCGGUCAUAGACAUUUUCCGUUGCGCAAUUGACUGUCCCAUUCUUCUAGCAAUUGUUUUGACUAACCAACAAGGCUAUGUUGAUGGACUAUUGUGCGAUGCUCAAGUAGUCUCUUUUUCCUUCAGUUUCUGCAUUCAGUUGCUUACCUUAGCAGGCAUAAGUGCGGAGAGAUAUCAGGCCAUUGCGCAUCCUUUUCAGACAAAAGAACGCCGAAGAAGGCUUUUAAUAAUGAUUCCCAUCACCUGGUCCAUUGCCAUCCUUGUGGCAGUUUUUUGUCUUACAUCACUGAAAGACUCACCUGUAUAUGUACAAUGCAGAGGACUAGGCGUGGAAAUUCUCCCCUCAUAUGACACCUUUGGACUAUACAUUUUACUUCCCCUAUGGUCAGUUUGUUUUGCUGUCAUCAUUGGAUUCUAUUCUCGGAUUUUUGCUAUAGUAAGAGCACACGGUCGGAAAAUAUUUGACAAAGGUACUGUGCUUAAACAGGGCAAAAGUAAAGAAAAGAAAAAGGAAGAUGACUCAAAGGUCAAUAAAAAAGGUCAAGAGGAAGUCCAUAAUAAAAACAUGCAAACAAAUGAGCAGACAGUAAGUCUGGAGCAAACAGUCAGUCUGGAGCAGACAGUCAGUCUGGAGCAAACAGUCAGUAUGGAGCAGACAGUCAGUAUGGAGCAAACAGUCAUUAUGGAGCAAACUGUCAUUAUGGAGCAGACAGUCAGUCUGGGGCAGACUGUAGGACUAGAGCAGCAGGUGAUGCCAGGUGAAAUAAAGGCAUCUCAUACAGAUGCUCCAGCUGAUCCCAUUAACUCUCCUAGUAAAACCACCAAAAGUCCAAAGCGUGCAGGUGUGACAUUCAGGGAAGGAGCGCUCACAGUCAUUGAUUUGGACGAGGGUUUGACAGCUCCCUCAAAGCGCCUGGAGGUCAGUGAGCUUGAGCAGCAGCCUGUUGUUAGCUGUGAAGCACAAGACGUUGUAGCUUUACCUGGAAAGGAGACCGUACAGUCUGUUACAAUUAGUGCCCCGGAUCAAAACGAGGACGUGGAUGGCGCUGUCUGUAUGAUGCCAUCAAUGGCCAGCAAAGAAAGAGCGAAAAAAAAGAAGGAGGGUAAAAUGGCCAAGCGCUCUGGGUACAUUAUUCUCACUUUCCUCAUAUUUUGGAUACCAUUGAUAGUAAUGAUCCUGGUGAAUUUUUUUAUCAACAGAGAGAAAAAUGCUGGGAUGAAGAUCACUCAGGAUCUAGAAGUUCUCUCUGUCUCCGUGGCCUGUGUGACGUCAGUCAGCAACCCAAUAACCUAUGCUGUAGUCAACCCUCAGUUUAGGACAGUGUUUUAUACAUUCAGAAAUAAAUGUAAAUCCUUUUUUUCGAGGUAG
Messenger RNA from Hypomesus transpacificus, 1563 nucleotides. RefSeq lists its product as uncharacterized. The record is from RefSeq and is a predicted model, not a curated record. Gene Ontology annotation, biological process: G protein-coupled receptor signaling pathway. NCBI's taxonomy places the organism in Eukaryota, Metazoa, Chordata, Actinopteri, Osmeriformes, Osmeridae. The transcript is spliced from 2 exons. Gene Ontology annotation, cellular component: membrane. Gene Ontology annotation, molecular function: G protein-coupled receptor activity. The coding region runs from base 1 to 1563 and encodes 520 amino acids.